Molecule: messenger RNA, 1716 nt
Organism: Aspergillus puulaauensis
Lineage: Eukaryota; Fungi; Ascomycota; Eurotiomycetes; Eurotiales; Aspergillaceae
Gene: ASN1
Product: asparagine synthetase B
Exons: 9
Coding region: 1-1716 (571 amino acids)
Cellular component (GO): cytosol
Molecular function (GO): asparagine synthase (glutamine-hydrolyzing) activity
Source: RefSeq, a predicted model, not a curated record
AUGUGUGGUAUCUUCGCGUGUCAUCAUCACCCUGAUGUGAAGGGCUUCAAGCCUACAGCUUUGCGCAUGUCAAAGGCUGUGCGCCAUCGCGGACCGGAUUGGAGUGGAAACUUCAUCGCCGAAAAGACUGUUCUUUGCCACGAGCGUCUCUGCAUUGUCGGUGUCGACUCCGGUGCGCAACCCCUCGUCAACGAAAAUGGAUCCCUCGCCCUGGCCGUCAACGGUGAGAUCUACAACCACCGUAUCCUGAGAAAGACUCUGGACGCGGACUACAACUACAAGACACAUUCGGACUGCGAAGUCAUCCUCCCUCUGUAUAUGAAAUAUGGUCUCGAUGCGCCCAAGCAUCUUGAUGGUAUGUUCGCGUGGGUUUUGUUCGACAAGGAGCAGGAUAGGGUUGUUGCAGCACGUGAUCCCAUCGGUAUCUGCAGUUUCUAUAUCGGUUGGUCAUCUCAGACUCCCGGAGCCGUUUACUUCGCCUCCGAGUUGAAGAGUUUGCACCCAGUUUGCGACAAGGUCGAGACUUUCCCCCCUGGCCAUGUCUUUGACUCCAAGACCGGUGAAUUCUCCCGGUAUUUCCAGCCCUCAUGGUGGGAUCCCACCAACGUCCCCAACACCCCAAUCGACUACAUGGCCAUUCGCGAGUCUCUCACGAAAUCCGUCCGGAAGCGUCUGAUGGCGGAGGUUCCGUACGGUGUCCUGCUGUCUGGUGGUCUUGACUCCAGUUUGGUUGCCUCGAUCGCCCAGCGCGAGACCAAGCGCACGCAGUCCGCUAGCAACGGCGUCAAGAGCGAGGCCAACGGUCAGUUGGUCGGCAUUGAUGACGAGAACGAGCUCUCAACAGUCAACUCCUUUCAGCAGCUGCAAUCCUUCUCGAUUGGUCUUCCUGGGGCCCCCGACACCGAGGCUGCUAUGGAGGUGGCUAAGUUCUUGGGAACCAAGCACCACGCCCUGACUUUCACCGUUGAAGACGGUCUUAACGCUCUUUCCGACGUUAUCUACCACCUGGAAACAUAUGAUGUGACCACUAUCCGAGCUUCUACCCCCAUGUACCUGCUCAGCCGCAAGAUCAAGGGUCUGGGAGUCAAGAUGGUUCUGAGUGGUGAGGGAAGCGACGAGAUUUACGGUGGAUAUCUUUACUUCCAUGCCGCCCCCAACAGGGAGGAGUUUCACAAGGAGACUGUCCGACGUGUGAAGAACUUGCAUCUUGCAGACUGUCUCAGAGCCAACAAGUCAACAUCGGCAUGGGGCUUGGAAGCACGUGUUCCUUUCCUCGACAAGGCUUUCGUCGAGACAUCGAUGUCGGUUGACCCUAAGGAGAAGAUGAUCACAAAGGACCGUAUCGAGAAAUACAUCCUGCGCAAGGCGUUUGACACCUCCGAUGAGCCCGAUGUCGAGUCCUACCUCCCCGACAAGAUCCUCUGGCGCCAGAAGGAACAGUUCAGUGAUGGUGUCGGCUACAGCUGGAUCGAUGGCCUUAAGGACAACGCCGAGCUUCACGUCACUGAUGAGAUGAUGAAGAACCCCAAGCCUGAGUGGGGUAACGAUAUCCCAGAUACCAAGGAAGCUUACUGGUACCGUAUGAUGUUCGACGAGCACUUCCCGCCGUCCUGCGCAGGCACAGUCGAGCGCUGGGUCCCCACAUGGUCGAAACAGAGCGAUCCUAGCGGAAGAGCCAUUUCCACCCACAACGCCAAAUACGACAGCACCGAAUAG